Chara braunii is the source of this 1500-nucleotide messenger RNA. Lineage: Eukaryota; Viridiplantae; Streptophyta; Charophyceae; Charales; Characeae. The record is from the annotation of a GenBank genome assembly.
CCUUGCCCUCCCAAACCUGCAAGCGCCACCUCUGGAAGAGGUGUAGGCAGUACAGCGGGAAUGCGCUGGGUACCGCAGCGUGGCAACGUAACUGUGCAGAGGUGCGAGCUUCCGGAAGGUACUGCUCAGUGCAUGGUGAGUUCAAGGGCGGUGGAAACUGCAGGUUCAUGACCUGGUUCGGUGAACGUGCAAUCGGUCGACUGGUUACUACAGUAGGUCAAGUUAGGAAAGGAACUCCGCCAAAGAGUACUGAGUGAGUGCCAAAAUGGCGCACAGGUGUGGCGCUGUUGGUGUGUCGGCUCGGGCUGCUGCUGCUCAGUCGGCGACACUCACACAUUCUGCAGCAGCACUGUCGAAAGAACUGUUUGGCGGCGCACUUCUUCACUCUGGUGCAGUCGAUUCCUCACGUGCGGCGAAGUUCGUGCAUGCUGGCCGUCUUUCUAACUUUGUCACUGAUGUCGCCAGUUCGAAUCUUGCGCUUUCGUCGUCGUCGACAUCCUCGUCACGCAGCGCAAUUGACCGAUCAGCCGCUGCAGCAAGGGACGCUCGCCGCUUCCGCAGAACUGCUGUGUCCAUGUGUCGCUUUCUCAACAUUCUAUCCAUGCGCCGCUUUCCGGGGAUCCCUUCCACAUGCCGCUCUCCGCAAACUUUGAUCUCGACUCCAACGACGUCGUCGUCUGUGGUCAGUAGUUUCGCAGCUCUUUCCGGAUCGUUGCCAGCAAGUGGGUGGAAAGAGAGAGGCAUGUUGAAGGCUUCAUCGUUGAGCGACGUGUCACGAAGGCGGGGUGAUGGGUCGUCGGCCGAAUGCAAAUCGUCUCCCUGCUGGGGUAAGAGGAGAGGGGUUGGGGGUGUUUCUCAGGCAGAAAGGACGGUCUAUAGCAGUUCAGCGGCUGCGCAAGCGUCAGAUGAACUGGCCACCACGUCAGCGGUGGAAACUGACCAAGGCAGGAGAACGGAGGAGGGGGCACAAGAUGCGCUUCGCUCGGAGAGAAACACGUGGCCUAGCGAUUGGCGGGGCUUCCCUGCCUUAGGCGCCAGAGAGAGGAAGGAACUUCGGGCUUAUGCGAACGGACUGGGGAAAUCGUUAGUCGUAUGGCAGAUUGGUAAAUCUGGCAUCAGCAAUUCCGUCGUUUCGUCAGUGACGGAGGCCUUAGAAGCCAACGAACUAAUCAAGGUGAAGAUUCUAGAUAAUUGCGAGGACGAUGUGUCUGUGGUCGCAGAUAAGCUGGAGAGAAAGACGAAGUCCCAGGUCGUCGGGAAAGUAGGACGGACCCUGCUGCUCUAUCGCCCAAGCUUGCGCAAGGCUAGAGAAGCAGCUGCAGCAGAUUCUUCUGAAGUAGGGAGUGCGCGUAGGGGCCGAUCUGGUCCAAACUCAAGGUACCGGUCGGGACCUUCAAGAAGUCCCAGAUCAAGUUCUCAAGGAUCAUAGUGAUAAUGGCGAUAGUCCUUUUCUGAUUGACAAGAGGUGUUGUCUCUCCUUGUUGACGGGCUUUACUCAUU